Molecule: messenger RNA, 713 nt
Organism: Fragaria vesca subsp. vesca
Lineage: Eukaryota; Viridiplantae; Streptophyta; Magnoliopsida; Rosales; Rosaceae
Product: 40S ribosomal protein S15-like
Exons: 4
Coding region: 76-534 (152 amino acids)
Biological process (GO): translation; ribosomal small subunit assembly
Cellular component (GO): ribosome; cytosolic small ribosomal subunit
Molecular function (GO): structural constituent of ribosome; RNA binding
Source: RefSeq, a predicted model, not a curated record
AGCUCCUCGCUUCUUCACUCGCCGCUCUCUCUCUCCUCCGAAUUAGGGUUUCAUCUCUCCUCGAUUUCACCGACGAUGGCGGAAGUGGAAGCUGACGUGGCGGCGGCCGGAGUGCCGAAGAAGAGGACGUUCAAGAAGUUCAGCUUCAGAGGAGUGGAUUUGGAUGCUCUUCUGGACAUGUCCACUGAUGAGCUCGUUAAGCUCUUCCCUGCUAGGGCUCGUAGAAGGUUUCAGAGGGGUUUGAAGAGGAAGCCAAUGGCGUUGAUCAAGAAGCUGCGCAAGGCUAAAAGGGAGGCCCCACCUGGUGAAAAGCCAGAGCCUGUUAGGACUCACCUUCGCAACAUGAUCAUUGUUCCUGAAAUGAUUGGUAGCAUCAUUGGAGUGUACAAUGGCAAGACCUUCAACCAGGUUGAGAUCAAGCCUGAGAUGAUCAGCCAUUAUCUUGCUGAGUUCUCUAUCAGUUACAAGCCUGUCAAGCACGGAAGGCCUGGUAUUGGUGCUACCCACUCUUCCAGGUUCAUUCCCCUCAAGUGAAGUUUCUACAUCAUUGAUGUUCAGAGAGUUGAGAGGACUUUAUUUGAGUAUGAAUUUCAAUUUCCCGUCAGACAUUUUUGCUGAAAGUUCUAUUAUUAUGUAAACAAUGACAAAGCCGACUGGUUUCUAGGAUCUUAUUUUAAGUAAUUCUUAUUGCAAUCAAGUUUAUGACUUAUGAG